CGAAUGCAAGCACGCUGGUCCAGGGAAAGGUCUAAAUGCACCUACAUGCUUGUAUUGUUCCAGCAUUCAUACACACAGCCAUUGGAACGCUGAUUCUUGGCUGGCACUACCAGGAAUGGGAGAAUGAACGUGUCAACUCCAGGUUUGGUGGUUGUGCGUUCAUGAUGCUCGACCUUGCUAUACUGCUGCUGCUCUCAUUGCACAAAAAGUCCUCAGCCAUGCUGAUCGUAUUGGUCGCUGCUACUUCUCUGGAGUCAAGAAGUUUCGGAAGUGAUGAUGACGCGGAUGAGGAAAUUGCUGGAGCUAGUGUGGAGCUGGCAUUUAAGGUUCCAAGCAUCCAGCUUGAGGGCCACAGUUUGAGCUCAAAUCGGUUCAGUGCAUCGUACGAAAGGACUGCAAUUGUAUUUAUCGCCCAUAAAACAGGACUUGUUGGCACGGAUGAUGGCUGCCAUUCUGUGGAUGCUGGACUCAAGACACAACUGAAGCAGGUUAUCAACGUCCAGGCACGAGGUCAGGGACGAGGUCAGGGACCGAGUCGCAGUGUGUGGAAGUAGCAGUAGCAGGUUAUAAGAGCAUCUCCACCCGUGUCCCACUAAUUGGGCGCGCCAUUGGGCUUGCGAUGGUAGGGUCUGCACGGUACGGAACCUGGAGACAUGGGUUGUACCAUGAUGCGGAUUCAGUCCCCAGAGUCCACCUCUACAGCGAUUAUUAACGGUGAGACAGGAAUGCUGAUUGGAGGAUCUUGUGUGGCUCAGCUUGCCCCAACACCAUGCAGUUUCCAUCUGGCGAGCCCUAUACCUAUUUUGCACUGUGUGAGCUUUACGUGGGGGGUGGUUGGUCCCGCCAAUAUAGUUUGGCCGUUUUUGUUUCGGCCAUGCCAUAAUCUCGGUUCGGCUCUUAAAGUGAUCCCCUGGAGUUCUUUGUGCAGAUGUAGGCCCAUUUGAUUCUAGUUGGGUUGUGGAGAGAGGUUGUGUGCAUAGUGUGUUGCCUUAGUUGACAGGUCGUUGUCUUAGGUUGUCGUAGACAGGAAGAUCUUGUGUCCUGAUGGGUCAUGAUUUCUUGAUGCUAUUGUAAUAUUCUAGACUCGCGAUGGAAUCAGGUAUAAGCUGUGGAAAAUAAACUAAUCUACUUGUGGAAGACAAAGUGAUUUGCCUACAGUUGUGUGAGCAACUUUGAUAGUUUUCAUAAAAAAUUGAUGAAGAAAGAAUGAUUGUUAAAGAUUUUUUGAUGUUUUUUUAUUUUAUCAAUUGUUUAUUUAUUUUAUAUUUAACAUUUUGAAAUUUAACAGAUAUAGAGUUUUAAUUUGAUAGAAAAAAAUUCAUCAUUUUUUUUGUAUGAUAAUUUUACUUUUAAUGUUAAUUGAAGUUUGGAUUCAUGAAUUUAUAAUAAUUUUUUUUGAUGUUUUUGUUAGUAUUUUUUGGUUGUGUAGUUGUAAUUACAAAUAAUAUGUGAUGAUAUUAAAAAAAUAUUUUCAUGUAGAAGAAUAGAUCUCUGUUGAAGUUAUUGUAUAAAUUGCUUGAAAGAUAGUACACCUCAAUUUACAAAAGAAUCAUCAUAAUUAUUGAAACUAAAAUACAUAUAGAUAAGAACAAAGGUAUGUAUUCUUGUAUAUGGACCUUCAUUCUUUUGAAUCAAAAUUAUGUAAUUUUAUAUAAGAUUCAUAAUUCAUGAUGUUUAUGAUGUGUUCAAUUUUUCAGUUACAAUAUUGUGAGUAGUCAUUCUUCUACCUCUCUACACUUUUUUGAGCUCAAUCAGCUAAUUGCAUUCUUAUCAUUCUUAUCAGUUAGAUUCAACACUGAUUCUAAUCUAUCUAUUCCUGAUCUGUAAUGAUUAAUGCUUUGUAAUGUCUAAUGUCUAACGCUUUGUUCCUGAUUGAUUUGCUUUUGAAUUUAUUCAAAUCGAAAGUAUCUGCUGGUUUUCAGAACUUUCAAGUCUUGUAUCCCUACAUGUAUUGGACAUCUACCUUUGUAGGCGUCCAAAUAGAUUUCAGUCACUCAAGUCUAGUGUGCAGGCUUGUGGAGGGCUAUGACGCUGUUCGGCCUGUUUUCAGAUUACUCUAUUCUUGCUUAGAGGCUGGUGAAGGAGUCCAGUUGGUUUCCAGGUUAUUUCAAAGGAGUUCAGUUGGUUUUCAGGUUAAUACGAAGGUGUUCAGUUGAUUUUCAGAGUAAUAUGAGGGUCUUCAGUUGGUUUAGAGAAAGCUCAAGUCUUGCACACUGAAUUCUAUGAAGGUGUUCAGUUUCUUUCCAAGAUAAUGUGAGGUUCCGAAACUAGUGGCAUUCUGAAAGCGGUUCACGUUUCACGGGAAUCUUUUCUGUAAGCUUGACAUCAUCGGUCAAAAGAUCUAUCCAUUGUUGUCCAGCCGACCCAUGAGCGAGGCUGCAGAAUGAGUGAAGCAGGUGAAGGAUUGCAGAAACAAAUCUCAUCGAGCAAGGAGAUACUCAUGAAGGCUUCAAAAUAGGUGUGUCCGUACUGGCCCUCCAUUAUUGACUAGAUUGAUUGACUGAUGGAGGCAUUCACCGUAAUUAGUGAUGUUCACGGCGGCAGAAUCCUUGCAUUGUUUUGCAGUCUAAUUUGAAUUUUCAUUUGCUUCAUUAAUAUAAUUGUGUGGACACAAUGAACGUGGCCUUAGCUGUCUGCAUUUGAUACCCUCUGCGAGGUUUCCUGCUGGACUCCGGGGUUUGCACACCAUUAUGCGGUCGCCUUUGACGUUGUGAAUGUUUAGAUAAUAGCACGGCUUGACAAUAAUAUGUGGGGGUUUCUGGGUGAUACUUGAUUCCCAACAGACAAUGUAAUGAAAUGAGCGAGACAGAACGUGCCGUGCCAUCAGUUGAUUGUUUUACUAACAUCUUGUGGGAUCUGUAAAUAUACUAAUCGUCUCUAGAAUGCAAAUUUUCAAGCUCGUGAACCUUGAUAUUUUCUGGGACGAUAGUAUUGUAGCACGUGUGACGUCGACGGCAAUGUGAUGGCCUGGGCCCUGCAGCAAAUUCAAAGCAUGAAGGAAUGUGCCUGGAAGCAUGGGGAUCUUGUGAGGGGGAUUUAUAAGGACCUCAGCUCGUUUCUUUGAAUAUGCUGAGUGUGUUGCCUGUGAUUCGUUGCUGCGAGGUGAUCAGUUUUGACUGAAUGGGGGGACUUCUCCACAAUGCACGACUAAGUCAUUAAUGUGAUUUUUUGUAUAUUAUUGAAGUAUUUACAAGUGUAAAUUUCUUUUAACAGUUUUCUGAUUACUGAACAGUGCGUUUCCUGGCUUGUCUUAAGUGGAUAUGCGAAAUUGUGACGGCAUACUCAACGAAUCAAUCUGAAACAGUAAUUGAACAGGCGGAGAUUUGUUAACCUUCGAAGAGCUCUGAAUUAUCAGUUGAUAUUGCGAAGUUUCCAAGUAUUCUCCUGAUGGACGAGAUGAUGAGGAUACGGCAUACAAUCGUAAGGGAUUACUAUUUUUAUGGACUUGCAAGUAAGUUUCUCCAAUCAAAAUGCCUCCUAAAAUAAUUCAUUUAGUCAAUUCUUUCUGAAUAUGUCAUUUAAUUUUGGAACUCCAAAAUUGAGAUCCCCGUCGAGACCAUUUUGUCGAGUGUCUUAGUUAUAGUCUAGAGGGUAUCUCAAACCAUUGUCCAAUCGACCAUAGGUUGGCGACAAUGCAGUGCCCUUCAGAGCCUACUUUUAAAUGAGGUACAGGAGCAGCACCUAAUACUGACCAAAUCCCACGAAAAUCUGUGUUAUCAACAUCCAUAUAGGCCCUGGCCUAUUGGACAAUGGCUGCUGAAACAUGUAAAUCCAUUGUGAAUAUUGGAAUUGCUGCAGUGUUCCUUGUUUCAGAGAUCUCUGAAACAAUGGUCCAGAUUUAGACCAAGAAAUUAAUCAGGAUAUGAUAUAGAUCAACAGUUGGAAAGAUAAGCUCUCAGCUAAUUUUCUGUCGUGAUUCUAUUCAUUUGAUUUGUUUCAUAUGUGGUUCAUUGAUUUUCCUGUAGGAGAUGCACUUUUACAGAAACAACACUAUCUACAGUAGAUGUCACAAGUUUGGCUGCAUUAGACACUCUGGUUUGUAUCAAACAAUAUGUUCAGUUUGAAUGUAAGUACUGCAUGAGCAUUAUCAAUAAUAUAGAAUUCUGUCUCUAACUA
Molecule: messenger RNA, 4116 nt
Organism: Physcomitrium patens
Lineage: Eukaryota; Viridiplantae; Streptophyta; Bryopsida; Funariales; Funariaceae
Source: RefSeq, a predicted model, not a curated record